GGCGUGGGGAGUUCCCAGUUAUUUUUUCACAAUCCGUCACUACUGCCAUCAUCAUCCAGCAGUAGAUUGACAAGGGCUGUGAGUUAGCGCUCACCCUCCAUCCCACGAGGUAUUAAUGAAUCGAUUAAUUUAUAGAGUUGUGGGGUGGGGGUGAAGGUGGAGGGGCGGUGUGCGCGUCCGGUUUCCCUGACAACAGCGACAACAGACGGGGCAGAGAAGGGGAGAUCGGAAGAGUGGAGCAGCGAGAGAGUACGGGAGAGAGAUAGAUCUAGGACAGAGAGGAAGAGGUGAGUGAAGAGGCGGCGAGGCAAGAGCAAGGGCAACGGUAGACAGGGAAGGGAGACGGUAUAGGGAGAGGAGGUGAAUAGCUAGGGUAGAGCGAGAGAGAGGGUGCACGGGAGAGAGGACAGGGAAGGGAUCAGAGAGAGAAGGGGGAGAGACGUGGGACCAGGGUCUCAGAUCAAGGAGCAGUGGGGUUUCUGGUGUUUAUGGUAGCACGCAAGACCAGGGACAGAGCACGAGGUCCCAGGGAGUGAAGGGACACCAGGGAGAAGGGAGAUCUGGGAGAGAGGAGGCAGGAGAACCAGGGAGCAGAGAGAGGAGACAUGGACACGGGGGAGCUGGGAAGAGACGAUGGAAGGGCAUCCAAGCAGCAGGGAGGCCGCGGUGGAGCCGUGAGGCCGCGUUGCGCCGCCGGGCUUGGCAGCAGCACCCGCGCGGCGCUGACGGACUCGGGCUCGUGGCUGCUGCUGCUGGAGGAUGCGAAGUCGAACCGGUCGCGCGGACCUCCGGGGCUCGCGGACGGCAAGGGGAAGCGGCGGGGAGCGCGGCCCAUGCACGCUUCCACCCUCUCGCUUGGGGGCUCGUCGCUGGGACAGGAGUUCCGCACCAGCCAUCGCCAUUUCUACUCUGGGAGAAGCUGGGAUGAGCGUCCCUUGCCGGCCCAGCCACGGCCGGGAAUGUUUCCAUCUCUGCACCACCACUCCAGCGUUCAGCUGUCGGCCGGGCUACCCGACCACCCUCCACGCACCCACAACUGGGAGGAGUUCAGGCCCAAGCAGCUCACCUUGGUGUGCGUACCACGUGCUUCGGCGAGCUGGCAUCAAAAACUGGCAGCACAACACGACCGGCGUGGACAUGUGGACGGUGACCACCCCGCAGCGGUGGGCACCUCCGUACCACACCACCUACACGGUGAUGCACAGCCACGGCGACACGCCGGUUCGCACGCCCAGCGCAGGCCUUCCUCUCCCACGGCACCAGCACAAUAUCCUCACGGGUGAGGCUAACACUUGCGCGACCACUGCCAGCAUGUCAAGGCUCACGCUUAAGUCUUUCCUGUACGUGUCUUCCACUUUGAAAGUUGUGCGCCAGCAGAUAUCAAGAAAAGUCACGCGUAGACAUGCUUCUGUCCUACAAAUAGCAAGAACUUUACGUUCCGAGCUGCAUGAGAUGUCACAUGGUGUACGAAAUUUUACAUCGUCGCCUUUUUAUUGGGCAAUCCCCUUAUAAAUGGGCCGGUGUUCUAUAUCCCUCAUAGCAACCUAACAUUAUAUUAAAAAUGUAUUUCUAUACGAUCUUUAUAAUGGAUAUCCUGACCCCAUGUUAUAUAGAGAUGGAUAAAAUGUAUGCAUUACCUUUCAAGCUUCGUUGGAAAACAUUAAAACUGUGCUGCUUCACCCAAGUUAUUUAUUUUAAAUACUUUUCAUUGUUCAAAUUGGUGUUGCUCAUGCUGUUUUAACUUCAUAUCUUUAACCCAGGACAGCCCUAGAGAUAUCUCAUGUUUAUCAAAUACAAUUAUACAAAAUAAUUUUGAUUCAUAUAGCCGCUGUGACUGCAUCUCAAGACACUACAAAAAAAAUGGCGUUUAUAUUAGA
Molecule: messenger RNA, 1877 nt
Organism: Petromyzon marinus (sea lamprey)
Lineage: Eukaryota; Metazoa; Chordata; Hyperoartia; Petromyzontiformes; Petromyzontidae
Source: RefSeq, a predicted model, not a curated record